AUGGACUCUCUUAUUGAAAUGAUCAAAGAGAAUUUCAAGUCGGAUAAUGUUGAGCCUCUGGUUUUGACUAUCUCAUCAUCGGUAUGGCAUCUUCUUGACACCGAACAAGCUACUAUCAGUAAAACCAUGAGCUCUAUCUCAAUUCCGGAAAUUAGUGGGAAAAUAAGCAAGUUCCAAUACAAAGUAUCGGAUGCUAAGAUCGAAAUGUUUUCUCUUCCUAGCAAUGGUAUAUCUUUCCAGAAAUACGAUCACGGAGUUUAUCUUAAGAUAAAAGGAGUACAAUUCAGAGCUAGCGCGAAAGCAAAGGUAGGACUCGUAAAAAAGAGCUGUCUGUUAUGUCUACCACUUCCUUCUUUGAAAGGCGGGAUAAUUGUGACCUCUGAAAAUGUAUCGCUCGAUGUCAAGUUGGCGUGGCACGACUAUAAGUUUACACCAAAGAUUUCCAUGGAAUCAAACAUCAAACUCAAAUUUACUGGCAGUUUGAAACCUCUAAACAUUGUAGCAAAAUUUGUGGAUGUAAAAGCGCUGCUGAAAGACAAAAUUGAAAACUUGAUCGAUAAAAACAUAGUAAACAAGCUUGAUAAGGGGGUAAAUAGCUUGGGGAACCCUCAUUUACAACAGUUAAAAACGAAAAUCUCAAGUGCUGGAUAUAAUUUUUUGUUUGAAAGCCCUAUUGACUGGACGGUGCGAAACAAUAAUCUUCGAAUCGCUGUAAAAUUAAAUGGGCGUUGGAAAAGCGGCGCUAGAGAGCACGAUCGCGAAGGAGCUGUAGAACCAAGCGAGAGGUGGCGAGGACAUGAGCUUCACCCACUAUCGCCAAUCCUGUUGAAUCAGAAGGUUUAA
Molecule: messenger RNA, 843 nt
Organism: Cylicocyclus nassatus
Lineage: Eukaryota; Metazoa; Nematoda; Chromadorea; Rhabditida; Strongylidae
Source: the annotation of a GenBank genome assembly